GCGCCGGGGACGCCAGCCGGUGCUGCCCCCCCGGAAAGGGCAGCGCCGAGGAAGGAGCCCUUCGGCCUCCCCCUCCUCCUCGCCGCCACCAUGCGCUGGUGGCUGCUGCUGGCGCUGGCGGCGCUGAGCCGCUCUGCCCCGGAGCCCGACUUCGCCUGCUUCAGGCAGUGCGGCUCGCGCAGCAUCCUCUGCCGCUGGCCGCCCUGGGGCCCCGCCGGCAACACCACCUACGUCCUCACGCUCUGCUACGCGGUGCCGCGGCGGUGCCAGGAGCACCCGGCGGGCGCCCGGCCGGCGUACGCCCUGCGGCCGCACCGCGUCUACGUGCUCACCAACGCCACGGCCUGGGUGGAGGCGCGCUGGGGCCAGCGCCGCAGCCGCAGCCGCAACCUCACGCUCUUCCUCGACGAGGCCGUGAAACUGGACCCGCCGUCCGCCGGGAGCAGCUUCGGCAAGGCCGGGGGCCGCCUGCGGCUGCGGCUGCGGCGCCCGCCGUGCCACCGCGGCGCGCGGCCGCUGCAGAGGGAGGCUCGCGUGCGGCCGGCGGGCGAGCGCGCCUGGACGCGGGUGCCGUGCAGCGCCGAGGGCGAAGGGGCGGAGGGCGGCGAGGAGGAAGCAGUGAGCUGCGGCCCGGUGGGAAGCGCCGCCGUGGAGCUGCAGCUCCGGCACAAGCCGCGGCACUGGAGCAGCUACUGGAGCGAGUGGAGCGAGCCGGUCUUCGUGCCGGAGGAGCUCGCGGAGGGGCCGGAGCUGCGCUACGAGCUGGGACGCCUGGGCGGCGGCGGGCAGAGGGUGCUGCGGCUGCGCUGGCAGCGCGCCCGCCCGGCGCAGGGCGCCGUCACCUACGCGCUGCGGGUCCGCAUGCUGCCGUGCCGCUGCGCCGAGCCGCCCGACGAGGACGAGCUGCUGCUGGGCGAGGAGGCCACGGGCCACAACCUGACCCUCUGCGCCGCCGCCUACGACGUGGCGCUGACGGCCACCAACGCCGCCGGCGCGGGGCCCCCCCGGCGCCUCCGCGUGCCGCCGGAGCGGCGGGCAGGUAGCGGCUGCUCGGCCGCGGCCGGCACCGCCGCCGCCGCCAUCCCCUCCGCCGCCCCUUUCGCCGCAGAGCUCGGCUUCGAGGGCUUCGGCGCGGCCGGCGGCGCCGUGACGGUGCGCUGGCGGGCGCCGAGCCGCGGGCUCGCCUACUGCUUCGAGAAGCAGCCGCUGGCCGCGGCGCCGCGGCGCGACGCCUGCGUCCGGAGGGAUUUCCCGGCGGGGAGCAGCCACGAGGAGAAAGGGCUCCUGCCGGAGCCGGCGUGCUACCGGCUCGCCGUGCACGGCUGGGCGCCGGAGCGGGACUGGGCCACCUUCGCCCUCACCUACCACUACGCCGGCAACGCCUCGCUCGCCGAGUCCGUCCGCAUCGACGCCAGCGCCGACUCCGCCGUGCUGCAGUGGCAGCCCUCGCCCCGCGCCGCCUGCCCCGGCGUUUUGAAGAAGUACGUCGUCUGCUACGGCGCCGAGGGCCGCAACCUGACGUACGGCGAAGCGGACGCCUCGGCCUGGCGCUACGUCCUCGGCAGCCUGCGGCCUGGCACGGCGUACCGCCUCGGCAUCCGCGAGGUGACGGCGGAGCCCGGAGGCGCCUGCGCGGCGACCUGGCGCUUCCAGACCAAGGCGCUGGGGCCGCGGCCGCCGGCGUGGAAGUCCAACCUCCGGUACCUGAGCGUCCUCCUGAGCCUCCCCGUCCUGGUGGCGCUUUACCGCUGCAGCAAGAAGAGCGCCGCGCGGCUGCUGUGCCCGCCGCUGCCCGGGCCCCGCGGCACCGAAGCCCUCCGCUUCCCGGCAGCCGCCGCGCGCCAGGGCCAGCGCCGAAAAGGCUUCGUGGAGCCGUCGGAGAAAUUCAGCCGCGCCGAGCUGCUCCUGCCGGAGCCCCGCGCCGGGGAGGAGCCGAGCCCGGCGCCGGGCGCCGAGGGGAACCCGGGGCUUUGCCGGCCUCUCCUGCUGCUCGCCCUGCUCGUCGCGGAGGAGCCCGGGGGCCCCCGAGGCGAGGGGAGGCUCGAGGCGCCGCCGGAGAGGCCGGCAGUGCCCUGA
Messenger RNA from Rhea pennata, 2076 nucleotides. It is a transcript of the gene IL12RB1, whose product is annotated as interleukin 12 receptor subunit beta 1. The transcript is spliced from 16 exons. Gene Ontology annotation, cellular component: signaling receptor complex; external side of plasma membrane. Gene Ontology annotation, molecular function: cytokine binding; cytokine receptor activity. Gene Ontology annotation, biological process: cytokine-mediated signaling pathway. Bases 91 to 2076 code for a protein of 661 amino acids. The record is from RefSeq and is a predicted model, not a curated record. Lineage: Eukaryota; Metazoa; Chordata; Aves; Rheiformes; Rheidae.